AUGACUUACACUCAGAACGCAGCCAAUGGCAAUACAAGCUUUGGCACGUACAAUGAUGUAGCUCGCGAUCAGUACAUUAUCAUCACAUAUGUCCAAUCAGGCUCAGGAGACGACGGCGCCCUAGCAAAAGUGAUUCCGAAACAGAUCCAAUCCGCAGUUGAUAAGGAAGUCCGAGACAAGUCUUGCCGUCGUGCUAUCGACAACAUCCGCAAGGCGAGUGUCAAUGGGGCGAUUGCCAUUAAGGGUGCCAACGGGAAUUAUUUGAGAGUUACCAACAGUGGUGGACUUGAAUUCAGCAGCCCUGUUGUAGACGACGAUGCUGUUUUUGUCGCCCAACUCAUAGGAGAUAAAUUGUCUUUAAUUGGAAACAACGGCAAAUACGUAAAUAUGUAUUAUCUUGAAGAUGUCAAGUGCGAAGGUCCUGGCGCAGGUCUCGUCGUCGGCGCCUCUCAACGUUCUCGUGGCAUGGUUAGCUUCACUAUCUCAGGAUAUCAAGGUCAGGAUGGAAAGACCUAUUACUUAUCAAGCGAUCCUGGUAAUGCGGCAUACCAUGGAUCUCUGGCUGUUAAGAAGGAAGAGGAUCAGUCAUGCCAAUUUGCAAUCGAGAAUAUAGUUAAACCUAACGUAUCGGGUACGAUCACCAUCAGAACUAUAGAUGGAAGGUAUAUGAAAGUCACUGGUACCAAUGGGCUUGAGUGUAGCAGCCAAGAUCUUGACGAUAACGCAAAGUUCAUAGUUAAGCAGAAAGGAGCAAAAGUGGCCUUGAUCGGAAACAACGGAAAGUAUGUUAACAUGUACUAUGUGCACGACGUGAAGUGCGAGGGCCCAAGUGGAGGACUCGACGUUGGAGUUGCCUAUCACUCGAAUGGCACAGUGUGUUUCACCAUCUCAGGAUAUCAGGGGCAAAAUGGGAAUACCUAUUACCUGUCAUGCGACACUGGUAAUGCAGCAUACAACGGAUCCCUUGCUGUCAAACGCGCCGAGGACUCGACAUGUCGCUUUGUCAUUGAUAACGUCGGGGGCUUGUCGGGCCACAUUGCCACUAAUAACAUGCAAGUCAGAUGCUUACUCUAUCCGCACUGGCUGAUAGUUUGCUUCAGACCAAAAAUCAGUGGAAUAAUAGCUAUUAAAGAUGUUCAUGGGCGGUACCUCAAAGUGACCGACAGUAAUGGUCUUGUAUUCCAAAGCAGAAAUCUAGAUAAUCAAGCCAAAUUUCAUGUCAAGCUUCAGAAUGGCCGCCUCAACCUCAUUGGGAACAAUGGGAAAUAUGUGAACAUGUACGGUAUCGACUAUGUCCAGUGCAAAGGACCUAGCGGUGGACUCACGAUGGGUGUUGUCUACCUCCCCAGUGGCAUCGUGAAGUUCACCAUAUCUGGAUAUCAAGGCCAGAAUGGCAAAACAAGUUUUCUAUCUAGCAGCUCUGGAAGAGCUGAUGAGUCUCUUGCUGUCGUUGAUGAGGGCAACGAGAGCUCCAAGUUUCUUGCAUGCAUUGUAAAUA
Serpula lacrymans var. lacrymans S7.9 is the source of this 1498-nucleotide messenger RNA. RefSeq lists its product as uncharacterized. The annotation marks the transcript as partial. NCBI's taxonomy places the organism in Eukaryota, Fungi, Basidiomycota, Agaricomycetes, Boletales, Serpulaceae. The record is from RefSeq and is a predicted model, not a curated record. The transcript has 7 exons.